UAAGUAUUUCACAUGUAUCUUCGUCAUCGUUUGGUACAGAUAAUAUAAAAAAGCCACAUCAACAAAAAUGUUUCACACCUCACAAAAACGUGAAGGCAUAUCAUGGCCGAGGGUUUUGACAGAAGCACUUUACACCGUCUACAGAAGAACGCAAUUAGCGCCUUUAUGGAAUAUGGCCAGAAGAUUGGAAAGACACCAACUCUGAAAUGUCAGGAGACGGAAGCAAAUCUGUUGUCAGGAAAUCAAAAGUUUAUAGCCUCUGCCUGUUUAGGAGAUGAGAUUAUAUGUACGGCGGAGGCCCCAAACAAAAAAGAUGCUAAAACAAAAGCGGCUGAUAGGGCUCUUAGGCGACUACAACAAGUUACGGAUGAGGAACUGAUUACGGAGCUUACUGAGCUGGCUAUUCCUGACAAAGAUCCCGUUAGUGCCUUUAUGGAGUACGCACAGUCAAACGGACAAACUGGACAUAUCGUACAGGAUUCACAGAGAGGUCCACCACAUUGUCCAACGUUUUACAUGCAUGCCGAGCUUGGUAACCGUGUGUUCCAGAAAGUCGAGCAUGGAAACAAGAAAGAGGGAAGGAAAAAAGCAGCCAAUGUAGCUCUAUUGGAACUGCAGCGUGAAGGACGAAUACCCAAACAGGAAAAGCGUGGUUCUCUUAAAUUCUGCUUGUUUGUUAAACGUCCAUUCGAGUAUUUUCACUCUGACAUUGAGACACCACCAUUAGCUGGAGGAGGCUUUUACUCUGACAUUGAGACACCACCAUUUGCCGGUGAAGGCCUUCACUCUGAUACUGAGACACCACCAUUUGCCGGUGAAGGCCUUUACUCUGACAUUGAGACACCACCAUUUGCCGGUGGAGGCCUUUACUCUGACAUUGAGACACCACCAUUAGUCGGUGGAGGCCUUCACUCUGACAUAGAGACACCACCAUCUGCCGGUGGAGGCCUUUACUCUGACAUUGAGACACCACCAUUUGCCGGUGGAGGCCUUUACUCUGAAAUUGAGACACCACCAACUGCCGGUGGAGGCCUUUACUCUGAGAUUGAGACACCACCAUUAAUCGGGGGCCUUUACUCUGACAUUGAGACACCACCAUUUGCCGGUAAAGGCCUUUACUCUGAGAUUGAGACACCACCAUUAGCCGGUGGAGGCCUUUACUCUGAGAUUGAGACACCACCAUCUGCCGGUGGAGGCCUUUACUCUGAGAUUGAGACACCACCAUCUGCCGGUGGAGGCCUUUAUUCGGCAGUAAGGGUCAUCGAGCAGUUUUACAUGGCAGCUCGAUUGGACGAGGAACAGUUUCCAAAGGUGUCUGGAAAAAGUAAGCGAGAGGCAGAAAAUCGAGCGACUGCAGCAGCACUGAGAAACCUUAAAAAAAGUGGAAGAUAUAAAUUACAAUCGACACAGAACCCCGGAGGCAGAGUUCCACAAACAAUAGAAUCCUGGAGCGACAAAGUAGCCGCUAUAACAAUGAGGGAAUUCGAGAGAAUCGUUUCGACCUUGACAGAGGACUUGUCUGGAAGAAAGGUCAUAGCGGCCAUUUUGCUACUCGAUAAAAAUACGGACAACUUAUCUGUUGUUAGCAUUGGAACAGGAAACCGCUGUGUAACCGGAAAUAACCUCUGUGUUGACGGGAAUGUUAUUAAUGAUUCUCACGCAGAAGUCAUAGCAAAUCGAGGUUUUCGAAGGUACUUGUAUAACCAAAUUUGCCAGUUACAGUCUUCUGGGGAAAGUGACUUACUGAAAAGAGCAUCUUCCGGAAAACUUAGACUGGCGUCACACUUGUCCUUUCAUCUGUAUAUAUCUACCGCCCCCUGUGGUGAUGGGGCUGUGUUUACACAUGCGGAACCUGGUACCGAUUCACACCACGAACCUAUUUUUGACAACGGACAGCAAGGACUACUGAGGACAAAAUUGGAGAACGGAGAGGGAACCAUACCAGUUGAUGACGCUCCUCAGACUCUGGAUGGGAUCCGCCGAGGAGAACGUCUUCGUACGAUGUCAUGUAGUGACAAAAUCUGUCGCUGGAACGUUCUAGGACUCCAGGGGGCGCUUUUAUCGCUGUUUGUAGAACCGAUUUACCUCUCAUCUAUUACCUUGGGUCAGUUGUUUAGUGAUGGCCACAUGUCAAGAGCAAUGUGCUGUCGUGUGAGACGUGGGAACAAUGAACUAGCAGACCUACCCUCUGGAUUUAAGCUACAUCACCCAGACUUGGGAUGUGUGACAGAUAUGAAUGAUGUUCGUAUUGUGGAUAAAUCCCGCGCUCACAGCAUCAACUGGAACGCAGCAGACGACUCGGUAGAACUGACUGACGGGACACACGGGAAGGAAAUGAGUACAAACACAGCAUCUCGUCUCUGCAAAAGAUCAUUUUCCCAUUCAUUUGCUCAAGCAUAUCAUAGCAACGUACAACGCACGUAUCGCAAAACAAAAAAUCUGGCACAUGAUUAUCUAGCAGCCAAAAAAAUAUUUGAAUCAACCAUGUCUGGGAAUGGGUAUGGUGACUGGGUUAAAAAACCACCCGAAGUUGACCUGUUUUGUUUGGAAACCAUGCUAUUAUAUGUACGUACUUGAUAGUUGAUACCAACUGACCCUGCAGACAAGGUCGUCUUAAGAGAGGAGAAAUGACAAAAUUUGACAAUUUUUCAUCUUGUUUUUCACGUUUUGCAAUAUAA
Messenger RNA from Saccostrea cuccullata (small rock oyster), 2678 nucleotides. Its product is annotated as double-stranded RNA-specific adenosine deaminase-like. Gene Ontology annotation, cellular component: cytoplasm; nucleolus. The transcript has 14 exons. The record is from RefSeq and is a predicted model, not a curated record. Gene Ontology annotation, biological process: adenosine to inosine editing; RNA processing. Gene Ontology annotation, molecular function: double-stranded RNA binding; tRNA-specific adenosine deaminase activity; double-stranded RNA adenosine deaminase activity. The coding region runs from base 103 to 2577 and encodes 824 amino acids. NCBI's taxonomy places the organism in Eukaryota, Metazoa, Mollusca, Bivalvia, Ostreida, Ostreidae.